UCGAUCACCUUAUUGAUUAUUCAAUGUGUCGAUGAACUAUUUGGUAUAUAUAGAUGAAGCUAUGCUAAAAUUUGGAUCUUAAAUAACUGCAGGUUUUGGGAAGCUUGAUGCGUUCUAAGAACAGUAGCGACGAAUGGUUGUCAAUUCUGGAAAGUAAAAUAUGGCAAGUAUCAUCAAACAAAAACGAUAGCAGGAUCAUGUCAGUUCUGAGGUUGAGUUUUGACAAUUUGGAAUCACCAUUGAAACAAUGUUUUGCAUAUUGCUCGAUGCUCAAAAGAGGUUCCUCAAUUGAAAGAGAUAACCUGAUCCAACUGUGGAUGGCUCAAGGUUUUCUCCGUCCUUCUCAUGAUCUCCAAAGCCAGGGGAUUGAAAUGGAGGAUAUAGGCAGCAGGUAUUUUGUUGCUCUACUGGAGAGCUCCUUGUUUCAGGAUGCUGAAAAGGAUGAGGAUGGCGUUAUCACCGAAUCCAAGAUGCACGAUCUUGUGCAUGAUCUUGCAAUAGAAGUAUCCAAGUGUGAGAGCUUGACACCAGACCUCAAUCAUGAGAUGGAUGGUCAUGAGAUUCGACAUGUUGCACGGAUUCCGACUUCGGAACUAAAAAGGAUUCCAGAAACAAGUAUUUCCAGACUACGUUCACUCUUUUCAAGUGUCAAGGUCCUUAAUAUCAUUUUACCAAGGUUGAGAGCUUUACGGGUCUUAAGUUUCUGUCAUGCAGAGUACGAGGAGUCACCAAAUUCACUUGGCAAGUUGAAGCACUUGAGGGAGGCAGAGAACCAGGAAUCGCUAAAUUCACUUAGCAAGUUGAAGCACUUGAGGUAUCUAGAUCUUUCCCAUACAAAAAUCAAAGCACUGCCAAAGUCUAUUGGCAAGCUCUAUAACCUCCAAACACUGAGAUUACCGUGGUAUCUUAAAAAAUGUCCAAAGGAGAUUCAAAAUUUGAUCAACUUGAGGCAUCUUUAUAAAGAUGGCAGCACAAUGAAAUUUGAGGCUGGAAUUGUGGGGCGAUUAACUAAAAUCCAAACAUUACCUCUGUUUAAUGUGGGUAAGGGGACCAAAUUACCCUGUUUUAAUGUGGGCAAGGGGACUGGUCCUGCAAUCGAGGAGUUGGGUGGGUUGAAGCAUUUGAGAGGCCACUUAUAUAUUUGGAAGAUAGAACAUGUAAGGGAUGGAGAAGAAGCAAAGAAUGCUUGCUUAGCGGAGAAGAGUCACUUGAGCAAGUUAACAUGUGACUGGACAGACCGUAGGCCACCUAAUGACAAUGAGACGGAUGUACUAGAUGGCUUGAAACCUCAUCUUAAUUUGCAAAGCUUGAAGAUUGUGAAUUUCAUGGGUGCUAGACUUCCGUCAUGGAUAACGGAUCUCCAAAAUUUGAAGAAGAUUCGAUUAGCUGGCUGUAACAAUUGUGAAGGAAUCCCAACACUCGGCCAUCUACCUAAUUUAAGAUCUCUUGAAAUUAAUAUGUAUAAGCUGACACGUGUGGGAGCUGAGUUUUAUGGUUAUAGUGAUACUAGCACAACUUUAUUUCCAGCUCUGAAAACACUAUCCAUCUGGGGGUGCAAAGAUCUCAUUGAAUGGACGGAAGCACCGAGGAUAUCAGCUGAAGGAGAAGUCGUGGUAUUUCCUUGCCUCGAUGAGUUGCAUCUCAGUAACUGUCCUAAAUUGAGAAAUGCUCCGAGUCGUUUUCCACGUCUCUCCAGAAAUUGAAUCUCGUAUAUUGUAAGGGAUUGUCAAGCCUAGGAAGUGGGCUCAACUACUGCGCCUCUCUUCAGGAAUUGGAGCUAGUGCAUUGUUAUAAUCUAACAUCAAUUCCAAUCACACAGGGCAUCACAUCUCUCCGUAAGUUGACGAUUCGUAAUUGUCAGAGAUUAUUAAGCCUACCGAGUGGGCUCCAAUUCUGCACCUCUCUUCAGGAAUUGCAUAUUGGUCCGUUGUGGGAGGAGCUUCCACCACCACAUGAUUCACAAAAUUUGAUCGGACUAGAAGCUCUUCCUGAGUGGUUGGGAAAUCUUACAUCUCUUGAGUCUCUGUGCAUCAAUUAUUGUGAGAAUCUCAAGUAUCUACCUACACAAAAUGCUAUGAAAAGCCUCACCAAAUUGAAGCACCUCGACAUUUCUUCAUGUCCCCUGCUCAAGGAAAGAUGCACCAAGGAGACUGGCCCAGAAUGGCCCAAGAUUUCUCACAUCCCAGCCGUUUACUUGUUAUGAAGCUACGGAAUGCCUGCCAUACUGAACUAGAAUGUCUGUUCACAUUACAAGGUUAAUCAAUUCCCAAUUGCCAGAAAUUUAUCCCUAAAGCAGGGCUCUAUCAUACUUGACGGGAACAUCAAAUGAUGCUGAAUAGGUGAUGAUCCAGUCCCAGUAGUUCAAUCACCUCUCCCAUGUAAGGCUUGUCUGCUGUGUUUCAUUGAAGAUAAGGUGUUAAUCAGCAUCAGCUAUGAGAGUGAGAAAUUGAGAAGUAUCCACCUAAAGUGGAAGGUAUGCAAACAAAAGAUGAGGACAGCUGACAUGAGUGGCUGACUUCUAAUAUUACAAAGGUCUGCAUUGAAGCUAUGAGACACCUCCUUAAACUAGCACAGUUGGAUAUUCAUGGGGUUCAAGUUCCAGGGGAAACAUGUGCGUUGAGUGUUUCAAAAUUUCAGUUGUGCAUGAUUGCUUCCAUUCAUGUUCUAAGUGCAACCAGUUCCUAAAAUCAUGGCUCUGUCCUGCUCAAAUGGAAGAACAACUUAACCGGACCUGGUGUGAACUAAGUUCAGAUUUUGUUCUAGGAUCAAGGAAUUGGAGCACCCAAAUUCGUGGUCUCAGGUGGCUGCUGUUUGUUUGGAUCUGGUGAAGGCUGGUAACUUUGCCCUAUAGAACAAACUCCAUCUGCAUCUUGGAUAAGCCAUUUGGUCAAGCAUGCAUGGUUUCUAGGAAACAAGGCUUCUAGUAUCUGUGAGCUUUAUGAACAACCUCCAGUGAGAUUUCACAUUUUUGCGCUCUGUUGGUGUUUCCAUGGAAGCUUAACGAAUGGAGCAACAAACAAACCCUGAAGGACCUGGACAAUCUGGUACUGGUUAUGAGUUACAUGUAUAUGGUUGUGGAGCUUAUUGUGAGCUUCUCUGCACUUCCUAUACUUCCAAGUAUCAAGCCAUAUUUCUGAGAUUUGAGCAUUUAUCUGUGUCUAGGUAAAAAUGGCAUCAGUUGUGGAUUCAUGAUUGUGGUGGUAAAAAUUCUUAUAUACGUUCUUUGAGUGUUAUUCUCUUGGUUGAAAAAUGAGAGAUCAAGUGUUUGUGAGCUUUAA
Molecule: messenger RNA, 3278 nt
Organism: Rosa rugosa (rugosa rose)
Lineage: Eukaryota; Viridiplantae; Streptophyta; Magnoliopsida; Rosales; Rosaceae
Product: putative disease resistance protein RGA3
Exons: 7
Coding region: 108-1703 (531 amino acids)
Biological process (GO): defense response to other organism
Molecular function (GO): protein binding
Source: RefSeq, a predicted model, not a curated record